CAGAACAUUUGAGAAAUAACGAUAAGAAGUAAAGCUGGUUUGCUGUUCGCGUCAUUAGGUUUAGGUUACAGUUACGCUUAGUAAUAGUUAUAGUUUUAUAUUUCAACUGAAUGACAAAGGUAAAGCGUCAUUUGUCCUUUUCAGUGUCACUUUUGAAUAACAGGACACACACUCAAACAGGUAUGGCAACUCUCUCGCCACCGUACGCCCCGCCCUCCAUUGUUUUUGUCAAACAAAGCCAUGUCAUUCUCGCCGAUGGUUGGUUGAGCGCAACGACCGCCUCACGCCAACAGCGCUCCCAUUGGCUGAAGGCCCCGUCAAUCAAGUGUGCGGAAAAAAAUGCUUAAAAUGUACAACUCCGGCUUUCGACUGGCACAGAAAGAGGGAUACAGGCUGAGAAAGAGAGAGGGAUCGGAUGCAAGAUGGAAUGAUGUGACAAAACGGACUCUUACGGAUGAUUUAGGCUGUAUCUGAGCAGUAAUGGUGGCACGGACGCGUUUCGUUUCGACCGGGGAUUGUUGUUUUUUUUGUGAAUGGGGAUUUCGUCGCAGGCCUCGGACAUCUGAUUCAUUUUCAUCAUCUGAUUGAUUUAACACUGUGGUUUUAUUUGUGAAUUGGCGAGAUGAAGAGGGUUAAUAGUUUCCAGAGGUUUAUGAACACCCGCGCGGCUGCAAACUGCCGUUACCAGCCCACGUGUUAUGAGCACGCGGCCAACUGCUACACCCAUGAGCUGCUGAUUGUGCCGGCGUUCGUGGGAAUGGCUCUGUUAUACCGGCUGUCAGAUGACCGCUGGGAGCGGAUCACGGCCUGGGUCUACGGCAUGGGUCUGAUCGCUCUGUUCCUCGUCUCCACGGUCUUUCACAUCAUUUCCUGGAAAAAGAGCCACAUGAGGACCAUGGAGCACUGCUUCCACAUGUGUGAUAGAGUCGUCAUAUACUUCUUUAUCGCUGCCUCUUACACACCAUGGCUCAACCUCCGGGAGCUCGGGCCGCUCGCCGCUCACAUGCGCUGGUUUGUGUGGCUGAUGGCGGCCGCUGGGACCAUCUAUGUGUUUAACUACCACGAAAAGUAUAAGUUAGUGGAGCUGGCGUUUUAUCUGACCAUGGGCUUCUUUCCUGCGCUGGUGGUGACAUCAAUGAGUAACACAGACGGACUGUACGAGCUGGCGUUCGGAGGCUUGGUCUACUGCCUGGGCGUCGUCUUCUUCAGAUCGGACGGUGUGAUUCCGUUCGCUCACGCCAUCUGGCACAUAUUCGUGGCUCUUGCUGCCGCCAUCCACUACUACGCCAUCUAUGAGUACCUGUACAGCAGUCCCUCGCUGGAGGACAUCAGGGAUGCUUGAGCGCCACGCCUGCCUCCUCUUCCUCUUUCCUCCUCCAUCACCAUAACAUCUCAACCGGAUGCUCCAAACACCCACAGUUUAACAGUACGACCAUGCAAUGUUUACGGUUUUCUAACCAACUGGAAUCAGUGAAGUGUGUGUGUGUGUGUGUGUGUGUGUGUGUGUGUCGCAGUCCUGAAUGCACAUUUGCCACAGUUGCACCAAGACGACAAUGUUUGUGUGUUUUCCCCAUUUUCAUCAGUAUUUUGUAAAUAUAUUCCACUGGAAGCAGAUGAAUUGUGAUUCUUUUUGAUAUUUAAUGAUUUUUCCGUGCAUUCAGUCACACACACACACACUCAGUAGCAGUUUCAUAUCAUCUGUAGUGAAUUACUUUUCUUUACUCGUGCGACUUUCUGUAUCAAAUCUAUAUUUUUGCAUCUCAACUCACUGGGUUUUUACUUCGUACGUGUGGCUAGUUGUUUUCUACGAAGCGCUGGUGGUUUUCUACACUCCUGGCAUCUCCUUCCCCCGUGUUUCUGCUCUUUCAGCUUUUUUCUACACUUUUCUAACAGGAAAAACCACUUCUCUUUGAUACUCCAUUUGGAUAGAAACGAUGUUGACCGCUUCUCUGCACAACCAGGAUUAUGAUGCUUUAGGAUGUUUUUUUUCUCAACACCUGAACCACCUUAAAGACACACUUUCUGUCUCAAUUUCAGCACAAUAUUCGAUGGAUUUUUGAUUAAGAAACGUUAACCAAUGACACUAGAAUUAUGAAGAAUCUGACCAAAACGGGUCAUAUUUCAUCCCAAAAUCUUUGGAGAUUUGCAGUAUUGCAGUAAAUUUGAAAUUGCAUUGCACUAGGAAAAAACUAAAGCAUACUAUAUUUUAUAAUAUAUAAUUUACAUA
This is a messenger RNA of Sinocyclocheilus rhinocerous, 2227 nucleotides long. Its product is annotated as monocyte to macrophage differentiation factor-like. The coding region runs from base 623 to 1342 and encodes 239 amino acids. Lineage: Eukaryota; Metazoa; Chordata; Actinopteri; Cypriniformes; Cyprinidae. Gene Ontology annotation, molecular function: pore-forming activity. The transcript is spliced from 7 exons. Gene Ontology annotation, cellular component: membrane. The record is from RefSeq and is a predicted model, not a curated record.